This is a messenger RNA of Alosa sapidissima (American shad), 5613 nucleotides long. RefSeq names its product caspase-8-like. The record is from RefSeq and is a predicted model, not a curated record. Lineage: Eukaryota; Metazoa; Chordata; Actinopteri; Clupeiformes; Clupeidae. Gene Ontology annotation, biological process: negative regulation of extrinsic apoptotic signaling pathway via death domain receptors; proteolysis. Gene Ontology annotation, molecular function: cysteine-type endopeptidase activity. The transcript has 3 exons. The coding region runs from base 49 to 3699 and encodes 1216 amino acids.
CAACAUAGUGUCAAGAAAUGUCAGUGGACUGAUUUGUAACCACUGAAAAUGUCUGUGAAUUUUAUCCGUAGGCACAAGCCUGCUCUGCUGAACGUAUUGUCCACAGAGGCCACAUAUAUUUUGCAGCAUGUUGAUGCAAUGUGCCUCAUAGACCGCCAAUCUUAUAUUAAUAUUAUGGAUAUACCGAAAGCAAGAGACAAGAUGAUUAAACUACUGGAUAAACUGAUACUCGAUAAAAACUGUGAUGGAUUCCUACAACUACUACAUGAAGAAGAAAUCCAAGAACUUUUACCGGGGCUUAAAGCAAUCAUGAAGAAUCAAGAACUCAGCAGACGAGACAGCAGAGACGGGCAACUGCCAGAUUGCACACAGCCUGGAGCAAGUGGAAGUGUGGUCAAUGGGCAAGACCACCUCUCUACUGGAAGGCCAAGAGAAAGAGCAGUGGAGGUCUCCGGGCCAGUGAUCAGACCAGUUGAAGGGGCAGGGGUCGAUGGUCACAGUGAUUGCCAAGCGUCAACUGGAUCAGGAGGACUGCUUGAGAAAAGGCAGCAUUUAAAUCUGGAAAACUGUUCUUUUGCUAGAAUAGAGGAGUUGGUUUCAAAUCCUGAAAAAGCAGAAACACUGAUGUCUGAACUACAGAACAAACUGAAGGAUGGAGAAAUGGACAGAAUUGAGAGGAAAUUGCGAAGCAAAAAAUGUAUAAAGGAAAACUGGUGUUAUACAACCAUAACCAACAUCAAAAACAACCAAGGACUGAAAGAAUUCCUUGAACCCGGAGAACAAAAGAUAUUUCCUUCAAUUGUUUUCGAUUUGUUUGAAAACAACAGGGGGAAAAAGGAAACGAAAAAUGAAGAAUUGAAUGCACCUGAUGUCUCGUUAGAAGACACUGAGACUAGAGUGGAAAUUCAACCUAAAGAGAGAGUAAAUGACGAUUUGGAACACACUCAUCAAGCCUCAGAGAAUAACUUACAAUUUCCAGCCAAAGAUUCAUACCUAAACAGCAAUGCCCAGGACUCAGAAAACAGUUAUCUGAAAGAAGAGUUCCUCAUCAACUCUGGCCACCAGAGUUACCAAACCAAAAGUGAGCCAUGCAUGAGAAUGCAGACCAUUGAAGCCAAUGGAGAGAAAGAUGAGUUUAAACCCGCUGAGAAGGACCCUUUAUCUGACAGUGGACAUGAAAGUAUUUUUGACACCAUGAACAACAGUUAUGGAACGUUAUCAACAAAGAUGAGCAGCCUUGAGGGAAAGGAAGGGAAGAGGGUGGAAGUAUCUUCUGCUCUUAAAAGGGAUAGAUUGUCUGCUGAGCAUCAAUAUUCAGCUGAUGAGAUACCACCAAAGGUCGCUAAACACAUAGAUGCCACGGAUUGUGACCACGAAGCAAAAAAUAGCACAGAAACUAAUGUUGAUAAGUGCCCCUGCAUAGUUGAAUAUUCACUGAUCAAUCACGCAAAUUCAAUUAUACAUGUUACACAAAAUUCAUAUUUAGCAAACACUGAUGUCAUGUCAAACCAGCAGUCUGAGAACAUUUCCCGCACUUCUGAAUCAGUCUUCCAAACUGAGAACAACUUAGACACAGAUGUGGAAAUGAGUGUAGAAGGAAUCACUGCUAGAAUGGAGCAUCAAUCUGAUGAGAUACAGGUCAGUUUAAAGCAGAUUCAGAGCCGAGAUUCACAGAACAUUCCAGCAAAAAAUACACGUUCAUCUGCCUUAGAUUGUGACAAUUUAGAAAUGGACACCAAUGUUCAAAGAUACAGAGAAGAUUCAGAUGUUUUGCAGGGUACAACAGACAAGUCUUCCAACAUGGAAGCUGAUGGAACAAAUGAUAAAGAAAAUUUUGCUGAUGAACUACCAUCAAAGGUUGAUAAACACAUAGAUGCCCCAAGUUCAGAGCAUGAAACACUUGUUAAUGCAAGCCUAUGUGAGCCAACUAUACCUAAAAAUCAGGGACAUUCUACAGAGACCCCACAGUCAGAUACAGCAGUGGAGCUAGAGCCUAGUCAGAGUAGUCCUACAGAUGCAAUGAAGAGCAGACUAAACAAUGAUGCCAGGGCCUCUGACUAUAGUCAUGUGGAAGAAAAGGCCUUUACAAAUAGUGGGAAUCCGUUUCAAAGUGAACAAAAUAACACUUCAGCAAACCCAGGUAAGCAUGUACAUAGUAGUGAGGAUAAUGAUGGGGAAAGUGAGCAUGAAGCUAUUGAAGAACACUUUUCACCUGAUAGUAGUCAUGAAGAUAACAAUGCCAAUUCCAAGGAUGUAUUGAUAAAGGGGGACAGAUUUGAAUCAAACAAUCUUCAUGCAACCUCAAAAGAAGCACAGACACAAGCUAAUGGAUAUCCUGUGCUUCAAAACAUUGAAACUGAAACUUCCAAAGAUUAUGAUUUAUCUUUAGAGAUGGUUUUUACAGGGACUUCAGACACAGUAGACACAACAACACAUAUGAGAACACAAGCCAUUAAGACAUUGGCUGCAGAGGCUAAGGAUUUUGACCAUGAGGCAAAAAAUACAGAAAUUAAUGUUGAUAAAUGCCCCUCAGUUGAAUGUUCACUGAUUAAUCACACAAUUCCAAUUCCACAUGUUACACAAAGUUCAUAUUCAGCAAACACUGAUGACCUGUCAAACCAGAAUUCUGAGAAAAGUUCCCACACAGCUGUUGUCCACACUUCUGACUCAGUAUUCCAAACUGAGGACAACUUAGACAAAGAUGUGGAAAUUAGUGAAUCUGUUGCUUCAGAAGGUAUCAUUGCUGAAACUAAGCAUCAGCCUGAUGACAUACAUGACAGUUUGAAGCAGAUUCAGAGCCAAUAUUCUCAUAACAUGGCCAUUCCAUCAAAAAAUAGAAGUUUGUCUGCCUCAGAUUGUGACGAUUUAGAAAUUGACACUAAUGUUCAAAGAAACAUAAAGGAUGUUUUGGGGGGUUCAACAGACAAGUCUUCCAAAAUUGAAGUAGAUGGAACAAAUGAUAAAGAAAAUUCAGAGGUGGAUGAUCUUGACCCUUCAUAUAAAUGUUCACACAAUGUUUAUGACUCUGUUGAGCUGGAAGAAUCCAGUGAGAGAGUUCAUUCAGAUCCCAUUCAUAACUCAGAGACCAAAAACAGUCCAAUGGAAAAUGCUCAAAAAAUCCCUUUGUCUCAACCCCCAUCUGUGGAAGGAUCAACUGUUUCAACAGUUAACAAAAAAAGUGUUUUUAAAAAUGAAAAAGACAAACAAAAAGCUAAAAGGCCACACAAAAGGAAAGACCCUAAUUUGGAGAAAGAAUGGAAGAAAGAGCGCCUUGUUAAAUGGUUGGACACUUAUAAAGGAGAAGGGGACACCUUGGAGGAUCUGAAAAAUAGAAUCUCAUGGCAUACUAAACUGGAACAUAAAACAUUUCCUUAUAUCGUGGCAGACCAAUGUACAAUUUUUCAUGUUCCCAAAACAACUGACCGUAAAUUAAUAUUUCUAACCAAUGUAGAUGUAUAUAAAAAGGGUGGUGAACUGAGAAAACCUUGUUAUGAGAAGCUGCAAUAUCAAAUGGGAGUUUCAGGCAUUAGUGAAACAAUUGUGCUCUCUCCAGAGAAUAAAACGAAGACAGUCAGAUAUGAUUUCUCCUUUGAGAAUAUUGCUGAACUCUGUCGUAGGCUUGUGUUUGAAGUCCUUGCCCCAGCAAUUGUAGUCUUCAAAAAGGUUCAGAGAGAGAGGGAAUUAUUCUCAGAUGAUUGAUUAUUAUUUGUUAAUAAAUAUACAGGGAUACACAGAGCUUCAGUAAUGAAGUCAUACCGAUUUAUACCCCACACUAUUCUCAAGAUCAGAGUGCAAGCCAUGGUUCUUUCCAUACAGGGCUAUUCCCAUACAAUGUUACCUGGCCUGCUUGCUAGUGUGCACUGAAAUGCAGUGAUGCAAUUGGUCUUAAAUCAGCCAAAAAAUGCACAUGUAACUCCUUGUUUAGUAACUCUUCAUUGUCUUCCUAUGGAAAUAAAUUCAAUUCCUCACUCUGGCCUAUAGGACACUUACUGGAUUUCCACCAUUUUAAGCUUAUGAUCCAGCUUUAUUAACCCAUUCAACCAUUGUGGUCCUCUGAUUCUUGUCUGCUGUGUCAGAGUUCCAUCAGUACUAAGAGAACACCAUCUAGAUUUUUUGUACUUCCUCGUUUGGAACACUGGAAUGAUUUACCCAGUGUUCAUUCCAGUUUUGGGGUUUUAGGAAGCAUUACUGUGAAAAUGGAGCCCUCUCCUUUUCCCCUACCCACUCUCCUACAAUGGACUACCUUGUGCAACACACAGACUGUGCAACCAUACUCACAUGCACUCACCUUUUACUUACAGUAUAUGUUUGAAGGGUGUCAUUGUAUUGCUGUGUAGGUGUUUAUGUCUUGUGUGUAUCUUUUUAUAUUAUUGGAGAUUUUAACUGUGGGGAUAUUGGUACAGACCAUCUCCCCUCUACAAUGAUUUAGCCCAGCAUCGUAAUUGGGUAAUUGGUGAGCCUAUUUAAAGGCUGGUUUAUUUCAAGAGAGGAGAAACUGGAAAUGCAGGAGACAAUGGAAGGCGCAGGAGACAAUGGAAGGCACAGGAAAGAGCUAGAGAUCCAGGGAAUCAGGAAAGUCUGUAAAUUGAAGUUUAAGACUGUGAAUUGAAGUUUAGAAAGUUGGUCCAGAGUUAUGCAAGGUUGCCUUGUUGUGGAACUUCUCUAGGAUUUUAUGCCUGGACUCCAUUGUCCUUCAUGGAUCUGCCUGUUUUUGGAAAAUGAAUCUAUUUUUGUGGCUGUCUCCUGCCACCUCCUUCCCUCAACACCACCUAAUCCAGUGGCGCACCUCCCUCAACGUGGGGUGGCCGGCCCAGUCCCUCACAAUUACCUAAUUAAUUAUUUUACAGUAAAUGUUUAGGGUUAUUGUUAUGAAGACAUUCUAUUAUUGUCAUGUUAUCAUUUGUCUGUUAUUAUGAAUUUUAAUUUAUGGUCUUUAAAGGGCCGUUCUGUAACUCCAGUCAUUUCUUUGCCAUUUCUCACUUUUGUUAUCACAAUUUUCUCUACGGAGCUCCCCCUACAGCUUUGGGGUGCAUAUUUCACAACCGUCUCUAGUCUUUUCGCUGGCUCUGCCAUGAAAAUUAAGCCAUCUUAUAGCUAGACGGCAAGGCUAACUGGUGCUUGAGGGGGGCGUGUGAAUGUCCAGAGAAUUUUAAGCAUUUUGUGUUUCUCCCUUGUUCUCGCUUCUCACGGGACUUCCUGAUUUAGACACUGCCCGACGCUAGUGCAGAUCUUGCAAGGCUGGUUUUCCUCUAGGAGACAGUAGGGGGAGCAGGGAAAGCCACCAUUCUUGCCACAACAGCACAUUUAACCAUCACAAUGAUUUCUAAACUGUUUUAAGUUGAAAAUGUUACUUUUGUAAGUUCCUUUGGAUAAAGGUGUCUGCAAAGUAACAUAGCCCUACAGGUUUCAAUGUAUGCCUAUGUGCAUGCCAAUAUUCAAAUAGAUAUAGGCCUACAUGCGCGGUGUUCUACUGUUUUUAUUUCGCCUGUUUCUCUAUUAUUAUACCUUACCUUUUAAUGGCCUUUGAAUCCUUUUUCACAUUCUUCUCCUUGUUUUAAUGCAAUGACAUCUCAUUCCUAUGUCAUAUCAUUGUCAUGAAUAAAAUCUUUUGUC